Cryptococcus deneoformans JEC21 is the source of this 3320-nucleotide messenger RNA. Its product is annotated as expressed protein. The transcript is spliced from 6 exons. The record is from RefSeq and is a predicted model, not a curated record. The coding region runs from base 186 to 2723 and encodes 845 amino acids. NCBI's taxonomy places the organism in Eukaryota, Fungi, Basidiomycota, Tremellomycetes, Tremellales, Cryptococcaceae. Gene Ontology annotation, biological process: DNA-templated transcription. Gene Ontology annotation, molecular function: zinc ion binding; DNA binding.
UCAAGCCCGAUUGUCGACGAACAAUAUUGCCGCCCCACCACGACCGUUGUGCUCGUCUUACAAUUUCGACGGCCAUACCUGCAAAUACCACGAAGAAGGGGAGUGUGCUCACCACGCUCCGAGUUGCGUGCAAAGACACGAGUCUCUGGCAACCGUAAAAUCUCAAGUCCCUGAUAUAACAUCCCAUGCCCUCUCCCAAAGUACCCAGUAAUGAUUCUCUACUGCUCUCGGGCGACUCACCGGGCCCGCGAGUACAGUGGAGAGUUGGACCCCCAUUAUCGGCAGGCCAAAACGGGCAAAAUACAGCCCAGUCUUCAACUUCUGAUUCCUCCUUAAGCAAGAAAAAGAAGAAACAUGAGAUACGAGAGAAGAUAAUCAACGGAUUUGACAGUGAUAGCGAAGAUGAAUUAGACGUAGGGGAGGAAACGAAGCCCAAAACUAACGUGAUCGGCGAGGUGGCUGAAGAGCCGGACCUGGAUGGCGAACUGGCUGCGCUGGUCGAGGAGCAGGAAGUGGAUGAGUUGGAAGACGAUGAUGACGAUGUCAAUGAGCAGAUAAUGCAAAAGAGGAGUGUGUCAAUUGAUGAUGACAUCUCGGGGGAGCUUUUAGAACUCGCUUCGGGACCACCAAAGAAAAAGAAAAAACAGGCCAUGGCACCUCCUUUAAGCCAUCGACCUUCCGCACAAUCACAGCGAUCGUUGUCGAAGUCGCAAGUGACCCCUGUUCAAAUCACUUCGCAUCGAGUUUCCAGACACGUACCUCCUCCCUCUGUCGCUCCUCGGCCCACACCUUCGGUUUUACAGCAUUUCCCAUCUACUCCAAAUACAACCAUCCCUUUCAUUCCGGGUUUUCCUAUGAACACCACUAUCAUUUCGACUGCUAACGACCCUUACUCUUCCCCACUUCAGAUUUUGGCGCAAUCCCUUCCUUCGCCGGAGAUGCAAAAUAUCCUUUUUGGUACAUUCUUUUCAGACCCUAUCUUGACGGAAGGUUUGUCCCUUCUUCAACCUCAAUUUAUGGAUCAUUUCAAUAGAUUCAUGGAAAGGAGGCCUGCGCGUCUGCAGCGUGGUGACGCGACUACCUUGGCUUUGACUUUUAUCAUUUUGGCAUCUGCACUUCGUAUUCUGCCAGAAGAAACCAGCCGUUUACUUCUUGCGAGUCAUGGGGGCAGUAAUGCACCGUCACAGAUCCCGCGAUCCUUGGCAAAGAUCAUUUCGGGUCAGUCCGUAUCUGCUGCCGAUAUCACUCCUCUCGAUCAGCGGUAUCUGGAUCUUGCUCUUCUCAGCGCCCAAAUAGCUGAACAAGCCGAUACAUACUCGAUUAUGUUGGUCAUGUUCAAGCUUGUUUCGUAUAGAUAUUGGAUGCUCGGUCACAGAAGAGAGGAGUCUGUGUUGGCCGGUACAUGGUUAGCGCAAGGUAUCAAAAUAGCUCAAGCGUUAGGUUUUGGGAGGGAGUGGGAAGGCUUACCUCAAGGGGAUAGAGAGCUUAGAAGAAGGCUAAUGUGGUCAUUAUACAUUGCUGAUAGACAGUAUUCAUUCGAAACUUCACUUCCUUAUACAAUCCUGGACGCUCACCAAGGUAUCCAGCUCCCAUCUCCCUUGUCAGAACCCGAUCUAUACCGUGUGCCUCAGGAUGCCCGAGAACUUCCCUCCGUCCCGCCCGAUUCUCCUCCCACUCCAUGCACCGCUCUCUUAGCUCAUACUCAUCUCGCUCGUCGCGUCACUGCCAUGCUCGACUCCUUCGCCACCAUAUCUGCAUCCAAUAUCUCCCCUGACAUGGUACACCAUUAUGACCAAAUUUUGGAUACUUUUCAAGACAGCCUCCCUCCUUUCUUCAAGGUAUUUCCGAUGACGGAUAGUCGAUAUGACGCAAGCUUUCCCUACCUUCCGCUUCAGCGUGUCAGGCUUCACACUGCCUUGUUUAGUUACCGAUGUGGGUUGCAUCGGGCUCAAUUACCGGCUUACUUGUGGCCUACAACAUCUGCCACCGCUCGUCAGGUCGUGGCCCAAAUAUCACUAUCUUCCCUUCGAGUCCAACGGUCGGCAAGGAUGCUUGAUGCAAAAGUGGCGUUCCGCCUAUUCAGCCCUGUAACCGUCUUUGAGAAUGCUGCCACUCUUUGCCUUAUUAUGUAUAUAGAUAAAGCGGUCAGCGCUGAUGCGGGAUUGUCCCCAGGCCCACCAAGGUCGGCGGAGUUUAUGGGUAUGAGAGCUGGAGUGGCAGAAGCACUAGAACUGUUGGAUAUGACUGGCGCGGGCGUAGAUGCCGUGGCAUUGUUCUCGAAGAAGGCUACGGUGGUAAUUAGAGGCAUGGUAUCGCAUGUCGAUGCCCCUUUGGAGUCGGUUUUUAUUCAAGCGCCCGCUUCCUCACGACGCUCAGCAAACGGCGAUAUGCCUUCUCCUACCAAGUCAAAUGUAAUGUCUGGCGGCGGACAUCAACCCCAUCAUAUGACAAGCGACAAUCACGCUCGUUCUGCCGGACCUUCCCCUGUAGCCUCAACACACCCUGCACAACCUGGAGGAACACCCGUGAAUAACGUUACAUCUGUGUCAUCUGCGGCCGCAAAGUCAGCAGGAGCUGGCGCGAUGGAUGGGCCGCUUGGGCCAUAUUCAGCAAAGGCGGCUGCAUGGCUGGAGAGCCUCCUUCAAGGAGGACCAGAUCUAGAAAGAUUGCUAAGGGAGGCAGAGUGGGUAAAUGGAUGGGAAAGAGUCAUCGCAACGAUGUAACACGAGAGCUUGACAGCUGUGAUUCCUUGAUAUACAUCAAGGGCUUUGUGGAAAGAUAUUAUUUGUGCCUGUACUAUUAGUACAUUUCAUUUCAGUAUCUAUGUUCACUACUGUGAUGAUCGCCGGCCGAGAAUGGCAUUACAUACAGCUGCAGUUUAAAGAGGCACAUAAUUGAUGGUUGAUACGAUACAGGGUCAGAAGUCGGGUCAGAGGAAGAACCCAAUGACCGAUUAUACUGGCGAGAGAUAACCAGGACAUCGACUGGUACCGAUGCCCCUACUAUCAUCGUCGAGGGCUGCUGUAAUUUCGCGGCAUCCUUACAUGACAGUACAAUCGUUGCAAAAUGGAACAUCGUCACUGUUUUUCUCCCUCUGCCUUCGAUUAUGGCCCGACUUAUCCUUCUCCUUCAUUUGUUUUAUUUGUUUUGGUCGCGGUGGUUGAGGUGGUGAGAGAAAUGGGCCUUCGAGAAGCUUUCGAGCAGCUAGAGAUAUCCGCUACAACGCACAACUUUUCAUGAGCGAGUCAGAAGGGGAUCUCGUAUUUGAUGCUUACUUGUUCGUCCUUCCGCACGAGCUUGAUCAAUUCGUUGAAUGCUAC